Molecule: messenger RNA, 2505 nt
Organism: Punctularia strigosozonata HHB-11173 SS5
Lineage: Eukaryota; Fungi; Basidiomycota; Agaricomycetes; Corticiales; Punctulariaceae
Exons: 13
Coding region: 1-2505 (834 amino acids)
Source: RefSeq, a predicted model, not a curated record
AUGGCGGACAACCCGGAACGACCGGAGCUAUCGUACUUGGCCCGGUUAUGGCCCAAGAUCCGACACAUGUGGGCUGGCGGAUGCUUUCAGUCGGUGUCCCUCCAAGACCUCGGACUCAAGGUGCAACUUGGGCACCCCGACGGCAAACCUUGCUGUAAUUCCGUUAAAGGACACGCGAACUUUCUGAUAUUCGACUCCGAGGGAUACCACCUGGUGAACGUUCUCUACUGUGACUGCAAGCUGCCCGAAACACGUUCUCAAAGGGACCAGCUGCUCGAUAUUGGAUGGUACCCGGCGUCUGUGCUACAACCACAGACUGCGUUUACCUUCCGAUUUCUCGAUACAUUUCAUCGGCUCACACUUCAAGGCAAGAUAUCUCUUCAUGACUACUACUUGUUGGUCGUGCACAAGACCGACAACGCGGGUCUCCAAGGACGAAUCUACCGAUAUCAUGAGGCGGCUCUAGCCACACGCCAAUGGCUGUAUGCGUUAUUCCUUGCGCUGGAUGCUUGCUUCAAGUUGAAGAACAGGGAUAGGAAAAUCGACGACCCCGAGCUUGGAAGGGGCACGGGGUAUUUUGUAGACGAGGUAGAUUAUCAGGCGCAUCUUGAGCGAUAUGUCGAAGAGCCUGAGAAACUGGAUCCUUGCGACUCCACGUUCAGUGCAAUCAAAGCCGGUAAUAGCCAGAAGGCACCAGGUGACAUUAUGUCCGUUUCAGGGGUUGCCGCUGUCAAAUGCGCAAGGCACGCGUUGAUGAUGCCGAACGGUGUCGCAGAUCUCCAGCGCGGCGAGAAAUAUGUCACCAUGGAUUGGAUAUUCUGGUUGAGCCUUCUUUUGGUUGGGGCGUUACUGCCUGUCGUCGCGAGCUACGACAUUGCAUGCCAAUGGAAGCAAAACCUCCGGCGCCGACAAUCGAAGCUUCCUGUCGCCUACUCGGCACUAUCCAUCAUCGCGAUUCGCUUCUUCAUUCCCAAUUUCCAUAUUCGCGGGCACAAGUUAAAAUGUCAAACGGAGUUCUACUUCCUCUUGCACGAGCAUGUAGGGCUGACCCAUGCCGAGACUGUUGAGCAGGAAUGGGCCCACAUUGGCGGAGUCGCAACCAUGACUCGCGAUAUGGGCCCGUCAGCCCGGCACCACACACUCAACGACCAUUGGACCUUCUGGAACUUCCGCAAGAUCGUAGGGUUCGGGGAUUUGUUCUACCGGGCGCUCACAAAUACCGUGGACGAGCUGCAAACACACCAAGAAGUUCUUUCCGAAUUCACGGAGCGUUUCUCAACAGAGACUAUCCGAGAAUGGGAGUCGAUGAUAUCCCGCUGGGAAUUAGAUGCGAAACAGCCGAAUCCCUACGAGGAGAUUGAGCAAGCGGUCAAUGUCAAUAAAUUGCGCAGUGAGCUUGCCAAAGAAGACGCAGAUGAGGCCCGUCAACCCGACGCAACGGUGCUGCACACGAUCUCUGGGAACGUGUUCAUCCAUCAAGCCUUUAGCCUCAUCGAUCAGCGCCGCAAACUCCGCCAGCAUGCGGCGAAUACGAAGGUCAAUGCCACUGAAGCAGCGAAGGCUACUCUGCAGGAGCGACGAGCGGCGUUCCGUCGGCGGGUCUUCGAAUUCUACGAGAUCCAGAGCAUUUACAUGCCCGGUUGCGUCGAAGAGCGGACAUCUCGACUGGGUGACGACAUAGUCAAUUCAGGCGAUGCAAUCAAUGCAGAGAACCUCCCGCUUCUGCUCCCUUCGGACCUCAAGGCCGGCUUGCGCAGCAAGGGAUGUCUCCCGGGGAUCGUCGACACCGAACAGCGCUACGCUGAAGCCUUGUUGAAAGAUAGCCUGGUCAACGUCCGGCGCUUUCAGCGGCUCGUCGUGUCAGUCAGGCAGAAAAUGAAACAUACCGCCGGCAGUCAAAGGGAGGGGACGAGGUCCCGGUCCCUCAUGGACACGGUAGCUGCAAAGCUCAACCGCGCCUUUGAAACGUAUGGCUCUGCCUACGCCGCGAUGCAAUCCCUAGACCCACGCGGCUUGUGGUCCUUACACUUUCGGGAAUUACGCCGCGACGAUCUUUGUGGCCCCCAACGUCAUGACAACAAUGCCUACUCCAAAGAGCAGCCAUCGGAGACCCAUCGAAUUCCAUCCUGGAUCUGGACUGUGUCCAUAACCGACUACUCCACUGACCACGCUGACUUCGAAGAGAACGAAGCAGCCAACAGCCGUGCCAUGGAUUUGCACAUGCGAAUUGCCUAUGCGUCCCGCCAAGCCAACAUCCUCCGAGCCCUUGCGAAGGCCUUCGCCAAGUUAUGGUUUCCGCCGCUGAAGGUCCAUGGCUUGGGUCAAAAAUGGGUCGCUGAGCUCGAGCCAAUCCUGAUUCCUGACUCGUGUGAAAUGGAUGCAGCCAUGAUAGUCUUCGUGAAGAAGCGCAAACACGCUCAAGAAAGGAAAGAUCGAAAAAACAAAGGACAUGAGGAAGACUUGCCGGGGUCCGAUGCAUCUGAAGAAGAAUCACUCAAGCUAUGA